GUCUUCCAAUGCUGGAGAACCGGGAACCAGGGACUGCGGGAUGCGGGGAGGCAUCUGCCCGGCCGGCAGUGCCUCUGAGCCGGGGAGACCGAGGGGAGGAGCCGCUGUCCGGUCGCGGAGGGUGUCGUCUGUCCGGCCUGGUGAACUGGAGGCAGAGACCGUGCAGGACCUCAGCUCUUUUCGCUGCAGCCAACACGGUGAUCUGGUUUGUGGCCUUCACCUCUCUCCGAGGAUUCAGCCUCCUCUUCGUCCUGCUGGCUCUGCUGGUCGUCACGGUGGCCGUCAGAGACAUCGCUCGGUCCAGAUCCACAGGAGCUCACUUAUGGCGCAGCAUGACGGCAAGCUGGGAGAUCAUUGACUCAGGUCAGGACAGCCGGUCUGGGACUGGACCUCAGCUCAGCGACUCCCUCAAAGUCUUCCUCCAGGAGACAUCGGCUUUCAAACAGCAAAACCCUGGAAAGUUUUGCCUGCUGGUUUGCAGUCUGUGCACCUUCUUCGCUGUCUUAGGACGCUACAUUCCAGGGAUUGUUAUCUCUUAUAUUCUAGUGUUGGGCAUUUUCCUGUGGCCUCUGAUUUCAUCUCAUGAGAUUGGUUUGUGGCUGGAGCCAGUUCUGCAGAAGCUGGACUUUGGCCUCGGAGAGUUCAUUCAGAAAAUCAAAGAAAAUCAUGAGAAGAGAAUCAUGCAGGCUCAGACUGAGAAAGAGGGCAUCGAGUCGGACCUCUCGUCCAUGUUUCCCAAGCUCGACUCCACAGUGUGUAAGGAAAUGUCGGUAUCGGACACAGAGGUGUCUGAUAUGACGUGGACAGACAACGGUACUUUCAACCUGUCAGAAGGACACACACCACAGACGGAGAACUCAGAGGACCUUGACCGUGAAGAAGCGUUCACUGGAGGCCUCCCAGAGUUCCCCUCACUUGACAACGGCGCAACGACCAAUGGCGACGACGAUGACGAUGACCUAAGCCUCGGCCUUCCCUCGCCUCCACCUCAGCUGCCGAUCAAAUCCAAGCAUACACCCUUUCCUCACAAAGACCAACCCACCGACAACGCCAUUGAAUUGGUCAACCAGAUGGCGAGCGACUUCAUCGCUGCCGCCGUCACAGCAGCGAUGCAGGAGAGGAUAGAAGCAGCGGUCGGCUUCACGGCGCAGAGCUCAGACUCGGGGCGGUCAAGACUCCCAGAAUCCACCGGGCCGCUGGAGCUGUACGAGGAGUCGGACAGCGACGUGGAGGACUUUGAGCUGCUGGACCAGUCGGAGCUGGAGCAACUGGAAGGGGAGCUUGGGCUGGGAGAGGAGAAGGUCAAAGCCAAAGAGGAGGCUCAGGCCAAGAGUGAUCAGCCAGGUUCGUCUGGAUUCUUCUCCAAACUCCUGAGACGCCACUGAUUGAUGAAAAUACGAUCAACUGGGGAGAAGAACAGGUUACAGAGGACAUGUGGAGGGGAGGCGGGGUUGGUGUGGUCACUGAGGACUGUUAGGGGUUUUGUUUCCAUUUUUAUUUUUCUUCUAGAGCUAAUAUUAACAUUUCAAAGCUGGUCAAAAAUGUAGGUCCCUUUAAUCAGAAUCAUCUCAGCUUAAUGCCGAGAUCAGACUACACAACAUUAGCCAGUUAAAGGCCCAACCCGACAGAGGUGGGGACGCUAAUGGGUGUUUGGAAACACUUAAAGAUGAUUAAAAACCAAAACAUGGAGGGUGCUUAGACCGUCCAAUCUGCACAUGCAACUGCAUACAUCUUUAUUUAUUUACCUUUUUAAACAUUGAUUUCGGACCCUAGAGUUUUUUUCCCCAUUUUCCCAGCAGCCAGCUCAGAGUGAAUUUGAUUAGCCUACUGGUUGAUAAUGCUUAAGGUCCGUGACCAUUAUGGAAUACAAUCAAAUAGUGUGGUCUGAUCCCGGGGAAGAAGUCAGUUGAGGAUUUAUGGACAACCUUAGGCUUUUUUCAAAGAUUGUUGGUGAUUUAAGGUUAGGUUCUUCCUUUCUGCCUCGAGUUAAGUACAGCUGAUUCAUCAAACUACAUUUCCCAGAAUUCAGUAGACAUACAAUCAAUCAAUGCUCAAGUUGAGGAGGAUUAAAAUAGGAAACAUUUUAUUUUGUAACUUUUUUAAUUUUAUAUGUAAGUUUUUCUUCAUUUAAGAAAAGUAGUAACUUUUAUUUUAUAAAAACAUACAGCAGGUCUCAAAAGUCUUGGCUAACCAAUGAAGAGUUCUCACGUCAAAAGAUGAUCCAAAAUUAGACUCAGGAUAAUUUAGUUUUAGUGCACUGAAAGUGUUGGAUUAUUUUUAUUUGCACAUUAAGUAUUAUUUAAUGACGCACCUACGUAGGGCAGUCUGCUGUAUUGACCAGGACGAAACACUUCAUUUAUCAUGCCUUGUACAUUCAAAUACAUGGAUUUCACAAUCAAGACACAAAGCAAUGUAUAAUGUGUCCUCUUGAAUGAUUCAUGUCAUGCUUUGUAUCAGCAUAAUAUGACUACAGACAUGUUUGUUUAUCAGUGCCUCAGAGGACUUUGUAGUGGCUGCAGUUCAUUUCUGUCUCUCAUGUGAUAACUGUAUAUGAAAAAGAAACACUCUCAAUAAGAGUUGAAGCAGGUUCAGGCUUCAUAAUCUAAAACACCUUUUAAGUAUUUAGUAAACUGAUCAAAGUAUUAGUGUUUUUCCUUCAUCUUCACGUUGUAUCACGGUGGCUUCCAUGCAUUUAACGAAAAGUGAAAACAUCUUUAACGUUGUUCAAAGACAUUUCAGAAUCAGCAUUAAGGAAAUGUAAUUUUAUGUUAUUAAACUCAAGAAAGUCAAUAAAAUGUUGUAACUCAA
This is a messenger RNA of Eleginops maclovinus (Patagonian blennie), 2808 nucleotides long. It is a transcript of the gene retreg1, whose product is annotated as reticulophagy regulator 1. Gene Ontology annotation, biological process: negative regulation of neuron apoptotic process; reticulophagy. Gene Ontology annotation, cellular component: endoplasmic reticulum membrane. NCBI's taxonomy places the organism in Eukaryota, Metazoa, Chordata, Actinopteri, Perciformes, Eleginopidae. The record is from RefSeq and is a predicted model, not a curated record. Bases 9 to 1385 code for a protein of 458 amino acids. The transcript is spliced from 9 exons.